UAAACCACAGUGACUUCUGCAUUACUCCUCAGUGCCAGUGAGUCUGAUUCUGGCUUUCAGUUCCAGUUGGACUCACCCAGCUGAGGAGGGCGAGCUCACACCCAAACCAUGGCGCUUCCCAACUUGUGCCAAAGCGCCUCCGCGCUGCUCCGCCGGGUCGAGCCGAUCAUCGUGCUCGAGCAGCUGGGCAGCUCCCUCUUCGACACCGCGCUGCAGCUGGUGGUCAAGGACCGGUGCGCCAACGCCACCUCCCCGGACCUCCCCGCGGAGGAGAGCCGGCAGAAGGCCAUGACGGACUUCUUCAUGACCUACAACCUCAUCAUCCGCCUGGUGCCCAUCCUGCCCGCGCUGCUGCUGGCCAGGCUGAGCGACCGCGGCUGGAGGAAGGCGCCCAUCGUGGCGCCCCUGUGCGGCUACCUGCUGUCCAGGCUCGCCCUGCUCCUGGUGGUCGUCGGCCGCCUGCCGCUGCAGGUGAUGUUCGGCGCCGCGGUGCUCUUCGAGCUGACCGGCGGCUUCUGCGCGUACUGGCCCGGCGUCAUGACGCUGGCGUCGCUCGGCUCCACGGCGACCGACCGCUCCAAGGUGAUGAUGAGGGUGGAGCUGCUGUACGGGUUGGCGGGUCUGGUGGGCAGCUUGUCGUCGGGUCAUCUGUUCCUGGUGUUCAGCACCAGUGUGGGACACGGAGUCGUCCUGCUCAUUGUGAGCACGCUGCUGCACCUGUUCAUUCUCAUACACUCCAUCGUCCUGCUGCAGGUGAAAGAAGUGUCCAGCAGUGAGACCUGCCACAUCCUUUCUCCCGCACCCGACGAUGAUGGCGCCGCUGCCGUUGCCGAGGCUCCCACCGGGAUAAACAUGGUGAACGUGGUUCUGCUGUUCGCGGCCGCCUUCCUGUACGACUUUGCGGUGGGCGGAGCCAUGGAAAUACUGGGCGUGUUUGUGAUGAAAGAGCCGCUCAGCUGGAGUGCCUCUCAGGUUGGUUACGGGAACGCAGCAGGCUCCACGAUCUUCCUCACCAGUUUCCUCGGCGUCAUGCUGUUCCGCCGCUGCGCCGUCAGCGACGUCGCGAUCAUCCUGAUUGGCAUGCUGUCGUUCGCCUUGGGAAUCUACUUCAUGUCCUUCGUCACGGCGACGUACAUGUUCUACCUCGCUCGCUCGCUCAACAUGUUUGCUCUCAUCCCGACACCGAUAAUCAGAUCCCUGCUCUCGCAGCAGGUUCCAUCGACCUCAUAUGGCACCGUUCUCACAUCGCUGCAGUUGGCCAUGAAGUUCGCCGGCCUGGCCUACAUCCCCGCCUUCACCAAGAUCUACCAGGGAACCCUGGUCUGGUUCCCAGGCUUCGUCUUCACGCUCUCCAGCGUCUUCUCGGUCCUGGGCAUGAUUCCCAUCAGUAUCGUGGGCUGCAGAGCACCUCCGAGGCGACGGGGGAAAUACAUUCUGGGAGACUGACUCAACCUCGGCACAGCGGAGGACGGGAAGCAAGACCUCAAAUGAGCAGACGGAGAGUCACACCCUGUUACAGGAGAAAGAGACACAAGUUUCAUGUUUACAUGAUGAGCAGUUCUCCUUUGACCCAGACGCAGGCAGCAGACGUCAUCAACCAGUGGAUUUCAGGUGAAUUAGGUCCACACUUCCUUAAAGGGAUCGUGAGACGUCCGUAACAAGACACCGAACAUGAUUUCAACAUCUUUUCAUUGAAUGUGUCAGACACAAAAAGUCCCUUUUUUGUUUAUGUCUGAUUGUUUGUUUUAAAUUUGAUCAAAAUCGGACUUGAAAUCCUGAUGUUUGUUUGCCUGUUGCUCUUGACACAGGCCUCUUGACACUCUCUGUCAAUGUACGUGCAGAGUUGUUUGCAUUAUGAUGUUUGCAUUAUGAUCUUCAAAAUCACCAAUGUUAUGUCAAUAGAUUAGAUUUAAAAUAUAGACACUUUAGGGUAUAUGGGAGGGCAACAAAACGUCUUGCUUUUUGUUGUUCAGUACUUGAAAAUGCACUUACUUAUUAGCAUGACAUUACUGUAAACAGUGUCAUAAUUAAGCAAAUUUGUGAUUUGUGUAUAACAAAUCACAAAUUUGUCACGAAUGUUGUGCAUUAUUUUGUAUUGUUUUGUAAAAAAAUUAUAAUUUAGAAACAAAACUUUAUGAAUGAAUUAUUUUUGUAUUAUCUAGUAGAUAUAUUUUAGUUUUUUCUACUUUUGAGUAGAGGUUUGGAAAUCUCAUGACGUUUUCUGUCAUCUUUUGUUUUAUGGUACAAACAGUGGAGCCUACAUUGUUAUUAUUACUUUUUAUUGUAUGCAUUGAUUUAUUAUUGUUAUUAAAUGUGUUUAUGUGACACAUACAACAGGGUUGCUGUACACGAGGAACGUUUCAUGUUGGUAUAAGGGUUAGGAAAAAAGGAAAAUGUGUUUAACUAAUUUUUAACUGCAAAUUAAGUUGUAUAAGCAGGAGUUUUGUUUUUUAAUAAAAAUUCCUAAAACAA
This is a messenger RNA of Scophthalmus maximus (turbot), 2472 nucleotides long. Its product is annotated as thymic stromal cotransporter homolog. The transcript has 7 exons. The record is from RefSeq and is a predicted model, not a curated record. Gene Ontology annotation, molecular function: transmembrane transporter activity. Gene Ontology annotation, cellular component: membrane. Gene Ontology annotation, biological process: transmembrane transport. Bases 109 to 1446 code for a protein of 445 amino acids. Lineage: Eukaryota; Metazoa; Chordata; Actinopteri; Pleuronectiformes; Scophthalmidae.